AUGAGCUGAUCAAUGAUGGCUUUCGGGCAGAGUUCAUUGCUGAAUGAUCUGACGUAAGAGCACAUCUCAUCGAUCCUCCAGCCGGAUUGGAGAAAACGUGCAUUGAGCUUCUGAGUUUUAAACUCGUGCCUUGCUCCCUACUCCAGCUCAUGCCUUCAAGGGAAAUGGCGCCAAACAGUGAGAUUCAUCCAGAGUCGAUCCGUGUGGAGGAUAAGGUCUACUCGGCCAAGAAGCUGGCCGAUCUUCAUCCUGGUGGUCCUCUUUUUAUCAAGGCGUUUUCUGGGCGGGACGCCUCUCAAGCGUUUCUAACGUAUCACCGACGGCAGUUUCCUCAUCAAAGAGUCAAGGAAGCUUUUGAAAGCACAGAUGAGACCGUGACCUACUCAACGGAUGAUCACGCUGAUUUUAUUGACCUCUGCGAAAGGAUUGAAAAGGUUCUGCCCAGGAACAAGUCGUUUGCGCCAUGGCAUUACUACGUCAAGGUGGCCUUUAUCAUGGGCUCCGUGUUCAGCCUUGAGGCUUACAUGCACUAUACCAAGAGUUAUAACUGGCAACUGUUUGCCGUCAUGGGCUGGUUUUAUGCAUUAAUUGGGUUAAAUAUCCAGCACGAUGCUAAUCACGGAGCCAUCUCGAGAAACCCGGUGAUUAAUCGCGUAUUGGGCGCUUCUCAGAAUUGGAUUGGAGGCUCAGCCAUUGCUUGGAUCCAUCAGCAUGUGGUCCAACAUCACAUCCAUACCAACGACGUUCAUCUGGACCCGGACAUUGCCGGCUCCAUUUACAUCCGUUUGAACCCGUUAAAACCCCUGUUGAAAUACCACGUGGUCCAGCACAUCUACUUCUUUUUCCUCCUGGCGCUUUACGGAUUCUCUAUUGUGAUCCAGUCCUUGGAGAACGUUGUGAGUGGAGCCCAUCACACUCCCAUGUCGCCAUUGCUGAAACCUCACCGCGUCUUUGAGACCUUCAUGUGGAGCUUGUUCUUCUUGCGAUGGGUCAUAACCCCUGUGUAUCAAACUGGGACCUUUUUGACCUUGCUUCACUCUUUGCCUAUGUACAUGGUGGGGGGCUAUUAUCUCGCAUUCUUCUUUUCCAUCAGCCACAACUUCAAGGGAGUCCACAUCCUGGAGGACACCACGAGACCCAGCAAUAAGGAAUCAUCUUUUCUUUACAAACAGGUUGUCUCCAGUUCAAAUGUGGGUGGACCGUUCUUGUGCUUCAUGAAUGGAGGCUUGAACUACCAAAUCGAGCACCACCUCUUCCCGAGGAUCAGUCACACCCAUUACCCCAAGAUCGCGCCCACAGUGAAGGCCUUUUGUCUGGAGAAGAAUAUCCCCUAUGUCCAUUUCCCCACCAUUGGGGAAAACAUCCGAUCUUGUACCCAACAUCUGUGGGAUAUGGGCUCGAAUGAGACGCCCAAGAACGCCACAAUUCAGGCAGCCAAGACCCUGCUCGUAAAUUAGGGCUCGGAAAACUCCAGGGCUUUGAGCCUUGAAAUGCACGUUUACUUUCUAAUCACUAUUGAUGUGCUUUGUUUCCCGAAAUAAAUAGUUAUUAUUUGAAAUUUUGAA
Messenger RNA from Tigriopus californicus, 1565 nucleotides. RefSeq lists its product as uncharacterized. The coding region runs from base 150 to 1457 and encodes 435 amino acids. Gene Ontology annotation, cellular component: membrane. Gene Ontology annotation, molecular function: oxidoreductase activity, acting on paired donors, with oxidation of a pair of donors resulting in the reduction of molecular oxygen to two molecules of water. NCBI's taxonomy places the organism in Eukaryota, Metazoa, Arthropoda, Copepoda, Harpacticoida, Harpacticidae. The record is from RefSeq and is a predicted model, not a curated record. The transcript has 7 exons. Gene Ontology annotation, biological process: lipid metabolic process.